Messenger RNA from Oryzias latipes (Japanese medaka), 3990 nucleotides. RefSeq names its product serine/threonine-protein kinase pim-2-like. The record is from RefSeq and is a predicted model, not a curated record. Gene Ontology annotation, biological process: protein autophosphorylation; negative regulation of apoptotic process; regulation of mitotic cell cycle. Lineage: Eukaryota; Metazoa; Chordata; Actinopteri; Beloniformes; Adrianichthyidae. Gene Ontology annotation, molecular function: protein serine/threonine kinase activity; ATP binding. Gene Ontology annotation, cellular component: cytoplasm.
GACCCCAAACAAUCCGACAACCUGUAGGCUGAACAGAAUAGGUCCAAUUCUAAUUUAUUUUUAAAGGACAUGUCUUUAAUAAUUUGACAGUACAGUGCUACAAAAACAAAAUAAAAGUCAGAAAAUUUAAAAAAGAAGACUAGCACGACAAAUCAAAAAUUACCAGAUCGUCACACUCCUCCCAGACCAUCUCAAAAGUUGAGUUGCUGGUAUUUUUAAGUCUGCUUUGUAAGACGUAGGAGCAGGUUUGUGGGCCUCAAAGCUCAUGACAGCAAUCAACUGUCCAAGACACUGGUUUACAAUCAUCCAAACCUGUAACGUACAUUUCACAACAGUACAUAUGUUAUAAAAUCACUUUUUCGAAAAGGUUUUACACUGAAGUGCUUUUCAGAAGAUGUCAAUUUAAACUUAAACACUAAAAGGUAGCCAAAGUCAUAUGCUGUGUAACUUAGCAACAGACUGUGACAUCACUGAUAUCAGAGAUUCCCAUUUUAUAAGUUGCUAAGCUACACGGUUAAGCCAUAACAUUCUUUGACCUCUAAAGUGAAGCAUGUAUUUUGAGACUGGGGAAAGGUUUUCCUAUCUACUCUAGUUUUUGUGUAAUAAACAGCGAACGAUCACGGACAAAGAUUCUGCCAUGGAAAAACAAAAAUAUACUGGUAAAUGAGAGUCCCGGCAAAACUUUUAGUUACAUGUUUGCUUCAUAAAAAUGCUAAAGUUUGGUUUUUGUGUUCUUGUGAUAACAUCUCAACUCAUAUAGCUUUUUAAAUAAAAGCCCCCAACACAUUGGCAUACUUUAUGUGAGCUCGAGCAGUAUAAACGGUGAAGAUAUAAAAGAAAUAUUCUAUAGUAAUUAAGCUGUUUUUUUGUUGUUGUUUUUUUUUUCAUUUUCAGAGUCUAGCACUAGCAUGGCAGAUGAUGGACAAACCAAAAAUGUUGAGAGGCAGCCUUUACCUAGAAAGAAGAAACAGAAGAAUGAACAUAUAAACCAGGAACCAAUUGAGUCUUCUGAAUCUGAGCGACCAUCUACCAGCACCCCAGUGAAAACACUAAAGAGAAAAAGACAGGAAGACAAAGAGGAAGAAGAAACAAUAGAGUCAAAGAAGAUGAAAACUCCUCCAAAAGAUUCCAGUUCCAGUGACGCCAAACAAAUUUCAUCCUCCUCAGCGAUAACUGAGAGGGACGACUUCAUUACCGAUAAAGAUAAAUUUGAAACCAAAUAUGUGGAAGAGGAUUACUUUGCUUCAGGAGGUUAUGGAUCCAUAUACAGUGGCUUUCGCAAAUCUGACAAUCUACCAGUACCCAUCAAGCACAUUUUCAAACGUAAAAUCCCAAAUAAAAAAACGGAUGAUGGCAAUGGAAAAAUGGUUCCUACUGAAGUGGCCAUAAUGUCAAUGUUGCAAGAUGAAUCCAUUCAUUCAGACGGAAAAGCAGCGCCAGUAGCCCUGUUGGACUGGUAUGAGAUCGGUGGAGAAAUCCUCCUGGUCAUGGAGAGACCAAUCCCUUGUGAGGACCUACUUCAUUACAUUGGUAGCAAAGGAGGCAAACUACAAGAAGAAUAAGCCAAGAUCAUAAUGAAGCAGCUAAUUCGCACAGCUAUAGACCUUGAGGACAGAAAUAUCUUCCAUCAAGACAUCAAAACUGAUAAUGUCCUCAUUCAAACCCACACAAAUACACCACAAGCUCGUCUUAUAGACUUUGGAGUGAGCUGCAUGGCAGAAAAGGAUUCCAUCCUUAGAGGAUUUUCAGGAACUCCCAUAAAUGCUCCCCCAGAAGCAUUUAGAGGCUUUUGUAGUCCUGGAUCAACCAUAGUGUGGCAGCUUGGAGUAGUUCUGUAUGAAACCCUCCAUUACUGCAACGAUUUCUCAACAAAACAUUUUCUCGAAGGGGAUCAAGUGAUUGACGAUGAACUGUCAGAAGAGUGCCAAGACUUUUUCCAAGCAUGUUUAAAUACUUCCGAAGAACAGCGCCCCAACCUGCAAGAUCUCCUCCACCAUCCAUGGCUCCAAAGUUUAGCUGAUGGGGGCUCCACUCCCAAACAUUGGCGCCAACACAUGGAUGGGCAGAACGGGAACCUGCAAUCUUCGAUCGGGGAUUGACCGCUCUACCACUGCAGACUUAAGACUUAGUUAAAAUUAUAAUUUGUCAAACAUGCAUAUAAGUUCCAAUAACAUAAAUAUUUCCUGUUAAUAUGUUUAUAAGCAAACCAUAGCAUAGACAAUCAGAAUGCAUCAUUUUGCACCAAAAGUUCCUGCAUAAUUUUGCAUUGUAUUUUAAGAAACUCGGGUGCAUGUGAUUGAGGUGAGAGUGAUUGACACUCACCUCAAAAUCAGAAGACCCUGGUUCAAAUUCCACCUGGGUCACUUCUGUGUGGAGUUUUUUCAGGCACUCUGGCUUCCUCCCAUAGGUAGAUUAGUGGUUCCAAAUUGAGUGAAUGUGAGUGUGUGUAUAGUUUUCUGUCUCUAAAUACCCUAACAAUAGAAUGGCAAACUGACCUUUGGGGUGGGGCACACCCCAAAGAUGAUAAUACGACAGGCAUAUAAUCCAGUACACUCUAUGGUGCAGAAAAAUCAGAAAAGUGCUCCAAGGUUAUGUUUUUUGUGGGGCAAGAUCAAAUGCAAUCAGUGCUAAUCCUAAUAAAAGAGAACAGAUUUAUGAAAAUGAAAGAAAAAGCAGAAAAGAAACAAAAGGAGUAUUGAAUGUUUCUGCUGUAGUCCCAAAGCUCUACCCCCUCCUAAAUGAAAAUCACAUCCUAUACAUAGACCAUUUUCCCUAACCACCCAUGAAUAACCUCCUUUUAUGAAUCUAUUUCCAAGUGAUCAAUUAAAACAAACAAAAACAAAAAAAAAGUUAUAUUCUUUUAUUUUAUGCGAACGUUAAAGUAAAUGCUUUGGUGUCUGUGGCCUUCAGUGUUGUAAACUCGACAUGAGAUGCCCUUGUGGUCUUUGUCAAAGUCCUGUUGUGUUGAUUGCUGAAAUGGAAAAGCAGACUACAUUCACUAUUUGAAGUUCAGUUUCAGACAUUAUUAUGACGUAUUUCACAAGGACUCUGCACAGUUGAUUCUCUGCCAAGUUUACACUAGAAAUGUGGGCGGCCAUAAAUCCUUUCUUGCUUAACUGAUUCAUACUACGUAGAUCCUUUGUUGUUUAAAAGCAAAAUCAGAGCAUAAAGGCUUUUAUUCCAAUUCUUGGUGCCAUCAUGCAACCUUUAAAUAACUUUGCAUCUAACUGCUCGCCUUUUCCGUCUGUGACUUUUAUUUCACAUUUUAACACCAUUGGAGGUUGUAAAAUAUUAAAAUAUAUUAAUUUUGAGAUCUACCACAAGUUGUGUAAUAGUUAUACAACGUUCACACUCAGCCAAUUGUGCCUUUUUUGUUUAUCUUUGUUGUGCAGCUAGAGAUGAUGCGAUAUAGCAGGCAUUGUGAAUUAAUCAUGAGGAAAACCAUAAUGAGGCAGAAACUGGAAAAGCAGGUUUGCAUUUUUCACUUCAGUCAAGCUUGUUCUUAUGAUUAUUGUUGUGUGAGCUGGUACUAAACUGUAGAGCACAACAGUUUCAUGUUCUCUAUCCGAGUAUCAGGAGUUUCGGUGCAUUACAUGCAUACUGUCUUACUUUUAAAUUAUUUUUAGUAAAAAAAAUGUAAUCAACAACCUACUGUGGGUCAGAAGCAGAGUGGUCCAUUCUUUCACAAACGUUUGUAUCCCUGCAUCCCUGGGUGCCUUUAUUUUAUACACCUGUGGCCGGGCCAAGUGAUUAGGACACCUGAUUCUGAUUAUUUGGAUGUGUGAGCUAGGGAUGGGAAUCGAAGCCCCAUGAAGCUCUCAUGGGGCUUCGUGUAAAUGUGCCAGAAAAAUGAAUGAAGCAUUUGGGGCUUCGAAACCACACAGAACAGCGGCAUCUGGUGGCAGACAGGACGUAUAUCAUCUACUCCACUAAGUUCCUUGCCCUUGUAACACUUCAGUGUGGAAAUAAAACAAAGACAAUGUUUGAAGA